This is a messenger RNA of Hibiscus syriacus, 423 nucleotides long. RefSeq lists its product as uncharacterized. The record is from RefSeq and is a predicted model, not a curated record. Lineage: Eukaryota; Viridiplantae; Streptophyta; Magnoliopsida; Malvales; Malvaceae. The transcript has a single exon. The coding region runs from base 1 to 423 and encodes 140 amino acids.
AUGGCUCCUUCUCUUCUUUUCUUGGUUCUGAUUAAUGCUUCUGUGGCUAUGGCUAAUGCUCAAACAUCUGGCUCAGCUGAUCUCCAACAUCCUGCAGCAAUAAGGAAACUUGGGAAGCACCAGAUAGUGAAGACCAUUGACAAUGCACCAUCUUCAAGUCCAUCCCGAGCGCCCCACUCGGCGGAUCACACGGCAGCCACUACCGGACCAAACGAUGGUGAAAACGUGAGCGUUGGAGGAGAAGGAGAAGUUAUUCACCUGCAAAAGGCUCAUCGUUCGGUGGAUAAAUCUGUGGCAGGGGGUGGCGUGAUCCUUGGAGGCCUUGCCACGACUUUCUUGGUGGCGGUUUUUUGCUAUAUAAAAGCCACUGGAAGACACGAAUCAGAGACUCAUCAAAGCGAUAAUGAUGAAACCAGUAGUUGA